Messenger RNA from Daphnia carinata, 1186 nucleotides. Its product is annotated as integumentary mucin A.1-like. Bases 44 to 1186 code for a protein of 380 amino acids. The transcript is spliced from 8 exons. The record is from RefSeq and is a predicted model, not a curated record. Lineage: Eukaryota; Metazoa; Arthropoda; Branchiopoda; Diplostraca; Daphniidae.
CUACGAUUGACGUAACUUCUACAGAGUGAUCAGACUAGUCGUCAUGAAGCAUCAAAUACGAUCUCAUUCGCUCAUCAAGAUGUUAACCGUCCUAACCGCUAUGGUUAGUGUAGCGAAUGGACAUGGUCGGUUACGAGAUCCUCCUUCACGUUCCAGUGCGUGGCGAGAUGGUUUUAAAGUGCCACCCGACUACAACGACACGGAAGGAUUCUGCGGUGGUUAUGAAAGACAAUGGUUGGUUAACAAAGGGAGAUGCGGAAUUUGCGGAGACCCGUUCGACGAAAUAAUAAAACCACACGAAGCCCCGGGUGGAGUUUUCGCCACCGGUACGAUAACCCGCACCUACACCGAAGGACAGGUUAUACCCGUUAAAAUUGACAUUACAGCUUUGCACAAGGGGUUCUACGAGUUCAGACUUUGCCCCAAUAAUAACGUGAGGCAGGAUCCUUCUCAAGAGUGCUUCAAUAGGAAUGUGUUGUCUUUCGUCAAUGGUCCUCCUUUCACGAAGUUCGAUGUGUCGGGAUUGAAAUCAGGGAUCGAUUUCAACGCUCGUUUGCAACUUCCACCAGGAAUCACGUGCACCCAGUGUAUACUUCAGGUGCAGUUUUCCAACUUGAUCAAAUGGACUUACACGACAGGCAACCGAUGGGGAACUUGCGCUAAUGGCACCGGAGCCUUAGGUUGUGGGCCGCAGGAAAUGUUCCGAGCCUGCGCCGACAUUAGCAUUUUGCCUAGAGGAGGGGAACCACUUCGUUCACCCAGUGCAGGCGUCGCCGCAACUACCACAGUACUGACUCCAAUUACUCCGCAACCAACUACGACAACGAUGAUACCCGUGACUCCAUUACCCCCCACGACCCCACGAACAACUGUGCCUGGAACUCGGGUUCCCAUUACGAUGACGCGACCUCCCAUGACCCGCUUACCUUUCCCGUUUGAUGAACCUCCCACAACGACAUUGCCUACCCCAACGGUACUGCCCCCCACUACCGCGUUGCCUUUGCCAGCGUUGCAGCCUCCCACGAUGACAUUAUCUCCCACGUCGGGUCCAACAAUUGGAAGCGUCAUAUGUACCAGUUACGUGCCUGUACCUAGCCAACGAGCUUUGGCAGGCAUGGUAGAUUGGUGCAAUACCAAUUGUCGGCUUGGCUACUGUCCCCCGAGCUACUGCAUUUGCGUCCGAUAG